This is a messenger RNA of Hemibagrus wyckioides, 3394 nucleotides long. RefSeq names its product solute carrier family 16 member 9a (gene slc16a9a). Lineage: Eukaryota; Metazoa; Chordata; Actinopteri; Siluriformes; Bagridae. Gene Ontology annotation, biological process: monocarboxylic acid transport; transmembrane transport. The transcript is spliced from 6 exons. Bases 262 to 1671 code for a protein of 469 amino acids. The record is from RefSeq and is a predicted model, not a curated record. Gene Ontology annotation, molecular function: monocarboxylic acid transmembrane transporter activity.
GCACGCGCGUUCACGCGCCCGGAGGAAAGCUGAGUAAGAAGUUAAGGACAGUAAUGUAACUUCUCCCUUGUUGCCCCCCCAUUGUCUCUCCUCACACGGUGGAUCUCUCCUCCUCGGAGGUGGGGUCAUACCGGAUCUCUGCUCAAAAACCGGACCUGGGCGCAACAGCUGCGCGAGACAAGUUCUGUGGCUCUGUCCGGCGCGAGGGAUAAAGCCUGCCGCCUUCUCGCGCUCACGACAGAGCUCACUCAGGUGUGUGUUAUGGCUGCUGUGAUGAAGGAUCUCUCUCAGGAUGGUUCCUGGUCCAUCGUCUUUGUCUCCUUCAUGGCUCAGCUGUUGGCGUACGGCUCUCCUCAGGCGGUGGGCGUUCUUUACCCCCAGUGGCUCAGCACCUUCCAGGAAGGCAAGAGCACCACCGCCUGGGUCGGAUCUACUGUCCUGGGGGUGGGGCUCAUCACUGGCCCUUUGUGCAGUGCAUGUGUCGAUAAUUUUGGCGCCCAGCCCGUGACCAUCUUCAGCGGUGUAAUGGUGGCAGGAGGUUUAAUACUUAGUGCCUUCUCCCCCAACAUCAUCUUCCUCAUCUUCAGCUACGGAAUCGUUGUCGGUCUGGGUUGUGGGCUCGUCUAUGCAGCCACGUUGACUAUCACCUGUCAAUAUUUUGAUAAAAGGCGUGGUCUUGCCCUGGGCAUCGUUACCACAGGAACCAGCGUGGGCGGCUUUAUGUAUGCCUCUAUGCAAAACAAGCUGAUCGAGCAUUAUGGAUUAGAUGGGUGUCUACUCAUUGUUGGUGGUCUGGCACUAAACCUGAUUGCAUGUGCUGGACCCAUGCGACCUUUGAAUCUUCCUGGUUACUACAUCAAACAGAAGGCUGCUCUAAAGUGUACAGACGAGUCGAUUUGUGACAAAGAACUUGACACAGAGACAUCGGUGGAACAUCCGACGUUGAUACGCAUCAUAAAAAAGCGCCUCCAGCCAAACACUCAGUACAUGCAUGUGAUGCGUGAGUGCUUGCGCGAGCCUUUGUUUGUGGCACUCUGCAUCUCCAUCUUCCUGUACAGUCUGGGUGGAAUUGCACCUGUACUCUUCAUAGAGGACGUGGCUCAGAGCGAGGGCCUCCUCGAUCAUGUUUCAAACAUUCCUCUCGUCUCAAUCACUGCUGCUGGAACCGGAGUGGGCAAGCUGGCAUUGGGCAUCCUGGCAGAUGUGAGCUGGGUGAACAGCUUGCAACUCUAUGCCAUGACUGUAACUGCAAUGGGCGCCGUUCUGCUAGUGGUGCCCAUGUGGAAGAGUUAUGCUGGGCUUCAGGUACUCUCAGCUUCCAUUGGCUUCUUUUCAGGCAACUGGUCAAUUACAUCCUACGUCACCACGCGCCUUGUGGGCAUCGAGCGCCUCAGCCAGGCACACGGGCUCCUCAUGUGUUUCGGAGGCUUUGGGAUCAUUCUUGGACCUCCUGUCGUAGGAUCGUUCUUCAAUUGGACGCAGUCGUAUGACCUGGCGUUUUACUUCGCUGCGUGCUGUUUGGUAACAGGUGGUGCUGUUCCCUUCCUCACAGCCUUGUUCUGUAGGAAUCCAGCCAACCAAGUGAGGAAUGUUUCAGGUGACCUUGAUGCUGAACUUGACCCAGAAGUCAAAAACGUGUCUGAAUGUAACACAGUGACUUCUGUGGCAUAAGGACUGUGCAGACCAAGAUGGCGAUGAAGAACUAGGUAGCAUCCCUAACGUCUGCCUUACGUCUUUAGAAAUGACCGCAGACCAGCUGAUGGCCGACACACGCACAUUCUGCACCAUGCUUUGUCAUACAUAGAGCAGGUUUUGAAUUUGUGGUUAAAACGGUAUCAUGUAAAGGUGAAGUCUGUCUCAAAUCACAUACUCCUGAUGUAACUUAUGUCUCAAAAUAGUACAGGUUCUCUAGGCAUGUUCUCUUUUACCAUUUAGUGCACUAGUAUACUGUAGAUUUUGGACACAACCGAGCAAACUAGCCUAGCUGCCUUUUUCUUUCUGUAGCUAUGUUGCAUUGCUUGUGUCAUGUCUGCUACACUGUUUUGCUCAACCAAAUAGACAAUCAGAGAAAUCUACCACAUGCCUCUAGUCUUUUAUUCCUUUCUAUUGUAUUUAGUUGCAUCCCAAAAUGACUAUGCACUAUGUACUCUAGAAUGUUAGAAGGGUCGUAUCGUGUCAAAUAGAACACUAAUGACUUUUUGUAAGCUGUUUCCCGGUCCAUGCCAAAUGACGCCAAAUGCAUGGAACAUGAUGUUGCUAGCUUUGGCAUUUAGAAUACGUUGAAUUUUUUAAAAUGUUAAACAAUACACUGAUCAGGCAUAACAUUAUGACCACUGAGAGAUGAAGUGAAUAAGACUGAUGAUCUCCUCAACAUGGCACCUGUUAGUGGGUGGGAUAUAUUAGGCAGCAAGUCAACAUUUUGUCCUCAAAGUUGAUGUGUUAGAAGCAGGAAAAAUGGACAAGCGUAAGGAUUUGAGUGAGUUUGACGAAGGGCCAAAUUGUGAUGGCUAGACCACUGGAUCAGAGCAUCUCCAAAUCUGCAGCUGUUGUGGGGUGUUCCCGGUCUGCAGUGGUCAGUAUUUAUCAAAAGUGGUCCAAGGAAGGAACAGUGGUGAACCGGAGACAGGGUCAUGGGCGGUCAAGGCUCAUUGAUGCACAUGGAGAGCAAAGGCUGACCCGUGUGAUCCGAUCCAACAGACGAGCUACUGUUGCUCAAACUGCUGAAGAAGUUAAUGCUGGUUCUGAUAGAAAGGUGUCAGAAUACACAGUGCAGAACGGGUCAGGGCUGUUUUUGUGGCAAAAGGGGGACCAACACAAUAUUUGGCAUGUGGUCAUAAUGUUAUGCCUGAUCGGUGUAUAUCACAUGAUGUACGAGGGAUAAUUGAAUGUAAAGUAUCAAGGGCUAACCAGUUAUGCAUCGGUAUUUCUACAUGUCAUAAAAAUCUUAAAGUCACCAUGCUUGAUUUUUAAAUAUCUUCCUGUAUAUUUUAUCUUUUUAACUGUAAAUAUUUUUUACUUUGUUCUGGAUAUUGAACAAUAAGGAUUAGUUUGUUUGUUUUAAGAAUUGGUUAAAAUUCCUUUGGGAGCAGUCAGGAUAGUUCAGGAUUUCUUUGGAGCAUGUAGGAUUGGUCAGAUUUCCUUUGUAAAUGGUCAGGGAAAGACAGAAUUCCUUUGAGAGUAGGAAGGAUUGGUCUGCAUGUCUUUGGGAGAGGACAGGAUUAGUCAUAAUUCCUUUAAGAAUGGUUGGGAUUGGUCAGAAAUCUUUUGGGAGUGGUCAGGAUUGGUCUAGAAUUCUUCUUAAAACAAAAUAAAAUCCCACCUCUAAUUUCUAUAAAUUCUGUCAUAACACCUUUUAAUUUUUUUUUUUUAUUUUUUAUGCAUGCAUAUUUUGGAA